Messenger RNA from Daldinia vernicosa, 1401 nucleotides. RefSeq lists its product as uncharacterized. Lineage: Eukaryota; Fungi; Ascomycota; Sordariomycetes; Xylariales; Hypoxylaceae. The coding region runs from base 524 to 1150 and encodes 208 amino acids. The transcript has a single exon. The record is from RefSeq and is a predicted model, not a curated record.
CCAUCAAUGUUACAAUAUUUUAGGUGCCCUUACACGAACCAAUUACACGCCGCAGCGCGGAUCCUUGGCAUGUUCCACUAGUGUACCAAGCGGCAUCUAGGUACCUAUGUACCUAACUUUGAUUAGAUAGGGCAGAUAACAACAAUCCAAUCCCUGCAGAGAAAAGUUAAAGCUCGCUGGAGUUUUGUCUCUACCGCCGACGUCGUCUUCCAUUCCAGCGCUCCGUUUAACCCGCAAGACUCACCGAGGAUAGAGACCUACAUACUUGGCCGACUCCCCGAAAAAACGGCAAGGCGUCCAAUGUUUAAUUUGCAGCUCAGCUAUAGAGCUCUAUCGACAUUUUGCUCCUGAACCCCUCUCGACGAGCCCGCAAUUUCGAAAGUCGCAUAACCCCUCCACGUACCGUCCCGCUAUCCCCUCGCUUCAACGACUUGACACAUAGCCAAUCGUUUAGACCCCGAACGAAAAAAAGAAAAAAAAACCACUUACAUACCUAAGGUACCUACACACAUAGAAAUACGCAAUGGCGUCCUCGCCAUCACAACCGCAAUCCGCGGCACCGCCACAGUCCACCCCCAGCCCACAACCUCCUCCCGCCAACCCCUUCGUCCACAACGUCGCGCUAGGCGUAACCCCCAUAGCGCUCUUCGCACUAUUCCUCCCGCCCCGCCGUCUAGACCUGCGCGCCCUGAUCCUCGGGGGCGUCGCGCUGUGGGGCACGGACCGGCUCGUCGCCGACUACAGCGGCACCUCGUCGCUGCGGCGCAUGGCGCAGCGCCUGGAAAGCAUGUCGGGCGCCGAGCUGCCGGAGAAAGCCAAGGAGAUGCAGGCGCGGCUGCGGGCCGAGCGCGCGCGGCGGGCGCAGGAGGGCCUCACGGACGAGCAGAAGAGGAUGUUGGAGGAACAUCGGCGGAAGGGGGGGAAGGAGGAGGAGGAAAGGGGGCUGUUGGAGAGGGUGUGGAUGGGGGAUAGUGGUGAGGACUGGAAGGCGAAGAGGGACCAGAGGGAGAAGGAGGCGCUGAGCGAGGGCGGCGGCGGGUACUGGAGUCUGAUUGCGGAUCAAGUUUCCGAAGUGUGGAAUCAGGGGAAGAAGAAAGAGGGUGAUGAUGAGAAGGAGAAAGAAAGGGAGAGCGAGUCGAAGAAGGCUUAAUUGGAUUAUGAGAAUGGACACGGACUUACAAGAGUAUUAACGAGCAAGUUGUACAUUACGAGAUCUGCAUACAUAUAAGGGGAACAUAGUGGACUGGAGUUAUCACGGGUUUCCGGGGGGGACCGGGGGGGAGGGGGCCUAGGUAUAUGAAAAUCCGAGCGAAUAAAACGACGCAUCUCUGUUAAAAAACUAUGACCUAAAAUCCUCGACCUUCUUUCUUCGGAAUCUGCUCAUAACCACGCCGUUAAAAU